Striga hermonthica is the source of this 1563-nucleotide messenger RNA. Lineage: Eukaryota; Viridiplantae; Streptophyta; Magnoliopsida; Lamiales; Orobanchaceae. The record is from the annotation of a GenBank genome assembly.
AUGGCCAAAAAUGGUGUUCCUUCGGAUCAAGCCGGGAUGCCGAUACCCGCUUUCGACCCGCCUCGUAAACCGAAGAGGAACAAGUAUGCUUUGGCUUGUGCUUUGAUGGCCUCUUUAGCCUCCAUCUUGCUCGGUUACGAUAUUGGAGUAAUGAGCGGGGCCAUUAUCUACAUCGUCAAAGACAUAACAAUGACGGAUGUGGAAAAGGAGGUGGUGAUGGGGAUCAUAAACCUAAUCUCACUCGUCGGAUCGUUUAUGGCCGGCCGGACGUCCGAUUGGAUUGGCCGCCGCUUCACGAUCAUCAUAGCCGGAUCGAUAUUUUUCGUCGGUGCCCUUCUCAUGGGCUUCGCCACUAACUACGCCUUCUUGAUGGUGGGCCGCAUUGUGGCUGGGAUCGGAGUCGGGUUCGGGAUGAUGAUAGCGCCCGUGUACACUGCUGAGGUGGCGCCCGCCUCGGUUCGCGGCUUCCUCACCUCGUUCCCUGAGGUGUUCAUCAACGUCGGUAUAUUGCUCGGCUACGUUUCGAACGUGACGUUUGCGAACCUUCCACGAAACCUCGGGUGGCGGUUCAUGUUCGGCAUCGGGAUCAUCCCGGCCAUCGGCAUCGUCGUCGGCGCGCUCAUCAUGCCCGAGUCCCCCCGGUGGCUCGUCAUGCAGGGCCGCAUUUCCGAGGCGAAGCGCGUCCUCGACAAGACCUCCGACUCCCCCGAAGAAUCUUUCCUCCGACUCCACGACAUCAAACAAGCGGCCGGCAUACCCGAAAACUGCAACGACGACAACGUCGUCGUCCCCGCCUCCCGGGCCCACCACGGCGAGGGCGUGUGGCGCGACCUCCUCUGCCCGACGCCCGUCGUUCUCCACAUCGUCAUGUGCGCAUUCGGCAUCAACAUCUUCCAACAAGUUAGCGGCAUCGACUCGGUAGUCCUCUAUAGCCCGACCAUAUUCGAGAAGGCAGGGAUCAAAGGCGAAAGGGACAAAUUGCUAGCCACGGUGAGCGUGGGCUUCACGAAGACGGUCUUCAUAUUGGUCGCCACGUUCCUCGUUGACAAGUUCGGUCGACGGCCGCUCCUCCUAACGAGCAUGGGAGGAAUGUUCUUGUCGUUGAUGGCUCUGGCGACCGGGCUAACCGUGAUCGAUAACGGGCCGGGCACGGCAGGUUGGGCCGUGGCACUUUGCGUGGUGGGGGUUUUGUCCUAUGUGGCGUUCUUCUCAUGCGGGAUGGGGCCCGUCGUGUGGGUCUAUUGCUCGGAGAUUUUUCCGCUGAAGCUGAGAGCGCAGGGGGUUAGCACGGGGGUCGCGCUCAACCGGGUGAUGAGCGGGACGAUCGGGAUCACGUUCAUAUCGUUGUACAAAAGCUUGACGAUUGGAGGAGCGUUUUUUCUUUACGGUGGGCUAGCGGCAUUGGCAUGGGUGUACAUUUACGUGCUUUUGCCGGAGACGAGGGGCCGAUCGCUGGAGGAAACCGAGGCGUUGUUCGGGGGUUUCUAUAAGUGGAGAUCCACGGUGAAGGAGCUGGAUGAGAAGAAGAAGGAGAAGAAACUGGAGAAAGGAGACAAUAACUGA